Molecule: messenger RNA, 1329 nt
Organism: Helobdella robusta
Lineage: Eukaryota; Metazoa; Annelida; Clitellata; Rhynchobdellida; Glossiphoniidae
Exons: 13
Coding region: 1-1329 (442 amino acids)
Biological process (GO): proteolysis; peptide catabolic process
Cellular component (GO): cytoplasm
Molecular function (GO): peptide binding; zinc ion binding; metalloaminopeptidase activity
Source: RefSeq, a predicted model, not a curated record
AUGGCGUUUUGGAUAGGACGCCUGUGCGAUAACCUCGUGUCACCGGGUUUGAAAAGCAUGCAGUGUAAAUUUAAGCCUGAGCAAAAAACGGAUCACGAGGUUACAUUGUAUGCUCCAGCAAAUGCAAUCAUUUAUACUGAUGUCCCGCUUGACACUGCCGUGAAGCUUAUUGACUUCUAUGAAAAUAUUGCAUUCGUACAUCUUUUGUCUGUUGGUUCGAUGGCGAACUGGGGUUUGAUGAUUUUUGAUUACAAGUAUCUGCAUUAUGAACCACUUGUGAACGAGGAAUAUGAAAAACAGAUUCUGACGCGUGAAGAUUAUGACGAAGACGACGAUGAAGGUCUUGAAGAUAGUCGAGAAGUUGCCAGUGACAAAGACAUUGUAACUUUUGAUAGGCACCUUUUCAACUCGCACUUGCAAGGAAAGUGGUUUGGCAGUUUGGUGACCAUGAAAUGGUGGGAUGACUUUUGGUUGUAUAAAGCUUUUGAAAUGUUUCAACAAUAUUUUGGGGCAGACUUUUGGUUGUAUAAAGCUUUUGAAAUGUUUCAACAAUAUUUUGGGGCAGAUCACCUCCUUCCAGGCCAUCAUAUGAGGGAGAUGUUUUUUUUUAGAAUAACGCUUGCAUCACUCCUUAAAGAUAAUACGGACUAUUCAAGCGCGAUUUCAGUUUCCGUUGAAAACCACAAACUACUUUCGAAACUAUUUGAUAACGUCAAGUUUUCCAAGGGUGCCUCAAUCAUUCAAAUGCUAGAAAGUGUUAUCGGACCUGAAAUAUUCCAAAAAGCUGUAAAAAAUUUUUUAACCGAACACGAGUUCAAGAGUGCCAAAAGUAGCGAUUUGUGGGAAUCGUUCACUAAGGAGUCCAGUGGCUCUCUCAACAUCGACGUGAAAGAAAUGAUGGAUACGUGGACUCAGCAGAUGGGGUUCCCUCUAGUCAGCAUAAGCAGGAACGGCCGGCAGGUGACAUGUCGCCAGGAGAGGUAUGUCGUCGUUAACCACUCAAAGACUGGUGAUGUUAACAUAGAAGUUUCCAAAUUCAACUACACCUGGUACAUCCCACUCACCUACAUAACCGACAAAAACUUGACACGUCACUCAGUCGUCAUUUUCAAGAACAAAACAAUGAUCUUUCAAUUGCCACGAAACGUUAAUUGGCUGAAAGUGAAUACCAAAAUGCCAGGUUUUUACCGAGUCAACUAUGAUAUGAACGGCUGGUCUGGAAUUAUCAACCAGCUCAAGUCCAACCAUAAGGUCUUCUCGUCCAUAGAAAGAAGCAGUUUGAUCUCGGAUGCUUUCACCCUUGCCAGGUUUUGCGUUGAUACUUUUUAA